Molecule: messenger RNA, 2051 nt
Organism: Spea bombifrons (plains spadefoot toad)
Lineage: Eukaryota; Metazoa; Chordata; Amphibia; Anura; Pelobatidae
Product: sterol 26-hydroxylase, mitochondrial-like
Exons: 9
Coding region: 31-1674 (547 amino acids)
Biological process (GO): glucocorticoid biosynthetic process; cellular response to peptide hormone stimulus; C21-steroid hormone biosynthetic process
Cellular component (GO): mitochondrial inner membrane
Molecular function (GO): heme binding; monooxygenase activity; iron ion binding
Source: RefSeq, a predicted model, not a curated record
CAGAACAACCAACGCUUGCCUCCCAUAACCAUGGCCAGGCUCCUGUCUGCCCUUAGCACCCUGAGGCUGGCCUUAAACAGCCCCUCUCCUGCCAUGUUAACCCCUGCAUCCCUGAGCUGCCUGUCCCCUCUGAGCAGGGGAAGGGGCUUCUUGCUGCUGCAGGCAUGCAGGGGGGCUGUGACCCAGGGGAGGACAAUCACAGGGGCUGCAGCUGGGGUGGUCCAAGGAGAGAAGAGGAUGAGGAGCUUUCAGGAUCUCCCUGGACCGUCUCUGCUCACCAACAUGUACUGGGUGUUCCUGAGAGGAUACCUGCUGUACUCCCAUGAGCUGCAAUUUAUUUUCAAGAAGAAGUAUGGACCUAUAUGGAAAACCUCUCUGGGACAUUAUAAGAUUGUACAUAUUGGUGACGUGGAUCUGCUGGAGAGCGUCCUGCGGCAGGAGGGGAAAUAUCCGGUAAGGAGCGACAUGGAGUUAUGGAAAGUCCACCGGCGGCUGAGGGAUUACGCCAACGGUCCGUUUACAGAGGAGGGCCAGCGUUGGCGCUCGCUGCGCUCCGUGCUGAACAAGAAGAUGCUGCGCCCAGCUGAGGUGGUUCACUACGCCGAGACGACUAACGAGGUGGUGACGGACUUCCUGGCGCAGCUGGACGAAAUGAGAAAAGACUCACCGUCUGGGGAUAUGGUGAAUAAUGUAGCAAACGCCCUGUAUAGAUAUUCUUUCGAAGGUAUUUCACACAUACUUUUUGAGACGCGGAUCGGUUGUUUGGAGAGGCAGAUCCCCGCCGAGACUCAGGAAUUCAUCGAUUCUAUUGGUUCCAUGUUGAAGAAUUCCGUCUAUGUGCAUAUUUUGCCGCAAUGGACCAACAAUAUAUUGCCCUACUGGAAACGCUAUAUCGGCAGCUGGGACAAAAUCUUUUACUUUGGGAAGAAGCUCGUUGACCAAAAGAUGGAGAAGAUCCAGGAACGUUUGGAUAAGGGCGAGGAGGUGCAAGGAGAGUAUCUGACGUACUUGCUGUCCAACGGCCAGCUAACAGAUAAAGAGGUCUACGGCAGCGUGGUGGAACUUCUUUUGGCCGGCAUUGACACGACCUCCAACACUUUAUCCUGGGCCCUGUAUGAACUGUCGCGUAACCUCGAUAUUCAGGACGCGCUGUAUGAGGAGGUGGAAAGGGUCGCUCCCGGAGAUGCGAUACCCACCGCCGAGGACAUCUCCAAAAUGCCCCUGCUGAAGGCUGUGAUCAAAGAAACGUUGCGGAUGUAUCCCGCCGUACCAACCAACUCCAGAAUUGUUGUUGAGAAACCUAUUAUAAUCGGAGAUUAUUCCUUCCCGAAAGAUACCCUCUUCGCUCUGAGCCAUUACCUCAUAUCUCGCGAGGAGGCCAAUUUCCCCGAGCCAAACAAGUUCAUUCCCCAGCGCUGGUUUCGAGAACAGAGGGUAAAGAAUAACCCUUACAGCUCCAUCCCCUUUGGGCACGGCGUUCGUGCCUGCGCUGGGCGGCGGAUCGCGGAGCUGGAAAUGCACCUGCUGAUAGCGCGGCUGAUGAAGAAGUAUUUACUUAAACCAGAACCGCAAGGCGGGGAGAUUAAAAUCGUGGCCCGGCUCGUCUUGACUCCUCACAAACUCAUAAACCUGCGAUUUGUGGAGAGGAAGCCGCUGUCCCCCCGGUCUGUCUGAUCGCCGCUCCCCACCCCGCUCAUCACAGAAACGCAGAUCUUUGCACACAGACAAAAUAUUCAAUGUUCGGCCCCCAGGACCCACUCAUACGUAGCUCCUCGUAACCUAGUAACCUAGUAUGUGCCAGCUUUAUCAACGUGAGACUCAAAAUCUAGGACCUAGGGCAUGUGAGCGCUUCGUGGCCAUGACCUCACAGCGUGUGCAUGCGCAGAGUGUCGAUUACAUCACUCACAACCUAUUUAGACCCCUAUUCACAUUAUGUUUACACACACACUGGUUUUAAUGUAUAAAGAAAUUCUGAUAGAAGUUAUUAUUUUUGCUGUGAAUAUAAGAGUUAAUAAAUCGGAUUAUUUGCAAUAAAAUUGAAUGAUAUUUAC